Molecule: messenger RNA, 803 nt
Organism: Coccinella septempunctata (seven-spotted ladybird)
Lineage: Eukaryota; Metazoa; Arthropoda; Insecta; Coleoptera; Coccinellidae
Gene: Csp8
Product: allergen Tha p 1-like
Exons: 3
Coding region: 421-726 (101 amino acids)
Source: RefSeq, a predicted model, not a curated record
CAGGACAUAAUGUUUGUUUUGCGUAGGGUAAGGCAGGUGCGGGUUAUUAGGCCUAAGUAACGUAAAUUCAAUUAAUAAUGGUCGCCGGCGGCAAUAUCACAUCAGCAGCCAGCAAUCAUUGAUAGAUGGCGAGUUAGAUCUCACAUUGGUAUCGGUAUCAGAGUGGUAUCAAAUGCUGAAAGUCAUAUCAUGAGCAGUGCGUUGGCUUGUCAGCUAAUGAUGCAGUUAGUUAUGAGUGACCUGAAGGCUGACGAAAUUGAAAAAGUUUAACAAAGAUUUCGUGACAAAUAUUGCGAUCACAUAAUCUUCACGGGAUGGAAGUGGUGGUUCUUAUCUGGCAUCAAACUUCCGGCGCAUCGGCCAGAAUAUAAAUGACGUCUUGGGAGAACCACCCUCAGUGUUUCUUCUUCUCUAAUCAGAAUGAAUGUGCUUAACUUACCUGUCGUCUGGACGUUGGUAUUUGCGUCCCUUUUCUGUUUGAUGGAAUGCCAAUUGGGCGGAAAUACCUAUGUGGAUAAACAACUGUUAUGUGCAUUGGACAAGGGACCGUGCGACAGGUUGGGUAGACAAGUGAAAGAUUCCCUACCUGAGAUAAUUGGUAAUCAGUGUCAGAAUUGCACCCCUCAACAACUGGCAAAUGCUCGAAGAAUUGCUGCCUAUGUACAAUCAAAAUACCCGUAUGUUUGGAACGAGUUGGUCGACAAGUAUGGAAGGAAACAGCGAUAACUAUAUUCUCUUAGCUAAUGAGAUAUUUAUUUACCUUACUUAAUUUUUAGUGAAAUAUUAAAAGUAUAUUUUGAUAA